Messenger RNA from Clonostachys byssicola, 1593 nucleotides. Lineage: Eukaryota; Fungi; Ascomycota; Sordariomycetes; Hypocreales; Bionectriaceae. The record is from the annotation of a GenBank genome assembly.
AUGGAGGAUAAAGCAAGUAUCCAUUCGCAUGCCCAUCACGAGGGCGAACAUGAAGACGUCGAAACCAAGGUCGUUGCCGGUCAUGAAGCCUUCGAAAAGGCCAUGAUCGCGGACCCUCCAUCUGCUUGGUCUAAGGGUCAACUCCUCGUCUACGCGUUCUCUCUGGUCGGCUUCCUGUGCAGUACGAUGAACGGUUACGACGGCUCUCUCAUCAAUAACCUGCUCCAGAACCCCUGGUUUCGCGAAAAGUACGGCGUUGGGAAUAGCGGUAUCUGGGCAGGCAUUGUGUCAUCCAUGUACCAGAUAGGAGGUGUUGCGGCCCUGCCGUUCGUCGGUCCUGUCAUUGAUGGGUUUGGGCGGCGAUGGGGAAUGAUCUCUGGCGCUGGUCUCAUUGUGGUGGGCACAGUGAUUCAAGGCCUGUCUCACGAAUCCGGUCAGUUCAUGGGUGGUCGAUUUCUCCUCGGUUUCGGCGUGUCUCUCGCAGCGUCUGCUGGCCCAAUGUAUGUCGUGGAAAUCAAUCAUCCGGCGUACCGCGGACGCCUUGGAGCUAUGUACAACACACUAUGGUUCUCCGGAGCUAUUAUCGCCGCUGGUGCCGCCAGAGCUGGCCUCAACGUUGGAGGCGAUUAUUCUUGGAGACUCAUCACGUGGCUCCAGGCUCUCUGCGCUGGGCUCAUUCUCCUUACCAGUCCAUGGAUACCUGAGUCCCCCCGGUGGCUGUAUGUCUUUCACAAGAAGGAAGCUGCGAAGGCUGUUCUGGUAAAGUAUCACGGAAACGGGAACCCCGAUUCUCCAUGGGUUCUCCUGCAGCUUUCUGAAUAUGAAGAGGCCUUGAAUAUGGAUGGAGCAGACAAACGUUGGUGGGAUUAUCGCGCUCUCUUCCGAGACCGUGCUGCUGUUUAUCGUCUCAGCUGUAACCUUGCAGUGUCCAUAUUCAGUCAGUGGGCUGGAAAUGCUGUUCUCUCUUACUUCCUUGGUGCCGUGCUUGACACGGCCGGGUACACUGGCACCAUCCAGCAGGCGAAUAUCACCCUCAUAAAUUACUGCCAACAGUUCGUAUUUGCGAUAUUGGGAGCUAGUCUGGUCGAUCGACUUGGCCGUCGUCCACUUUUGAUCUUCUCUUUCGCCGCAUGUACUGUGGUCUGGCUUGGCAUGACUGUCGCCUCAUCCCAGUUUGCCGCCUCUUACGCUGGAGACGACGCAAAUGGAGAUCCGAUAUACACCAAUAAGGCAGCCUCACAGGCCUCUCUAGCUAUGGUCUUCAUCUUUGGCUCUCUAUUCUCUUUUGGAAUCACCCCACUGCAGGCUCUGUACCCAGUCGAGGUCCUCUCCUACGAGAUGCGUGCCAAGGGCAUGGCCUUUUCUAACUUGGCUGUAAAUGCGGCGGGCCUCAUUAAUCAGUUCGCCUGGCCAGUGGCAAUGGAGAAGAUUGCUUGGAAGACAUAUAUUAUCUUCACCGUCUGGGACCUCAUCCAGCUCGAGGAGCUUGAUGAGGUUUUCGCUGCCCAAAACCCGGUCAAAGCCUCGAUCCAGAAACAGACACUUGCUGUCCGAAGCGAUGGGGGUGGCGUGGUCAAGGUGGAAAAGGUUUAG